Adelges cooleyi (spruce gall adelgid) is the source of this 1341-nucleotide messenger RNA. Its product is annotated as zinc finger protein 492-like. The transcript is spliced from 5 exons. The record is from RefSeq and is a predicted model, not a curated record. Gene Ontology annotation, biological process: regulation of transcription by RNA polymerase II. Bases 303 to 1100 code for a protein of 265 amino acids. Lineage: Eukaryota; Metazoa; Arthropoda; Insecta; Hemiptera; Adelgidae. Gene Ontology annotation, molecular function: RNA polymerase II cis-regulatory region sequence-specific DNA binding; DNA-binding transcription factor activity, RNA polymerase II-specific.
AUUCGCAUAGCUUCUGCCGAGGGUCCCGUGACCCACACAGCAUUUGGUUACUACUUACUAAGCAAUAUAAUUCACCCCGUCAAACGAAAUAAAACUUACAUACCGUAGUUUACUUUGUUAAUAAUUUUGAUGUACACAACUAAUUUACCAUUUUCAUAAUAUUUCACAAGCAUUACGCUUACAUUUAUUUGUAUAUACACUUAAUAUUUUGUAUAAGUACUGUUAAGAUAACUUAUAGUUAAAUCGUAUUAAUAACAUAAGAGACUACCGAAAGAAUUUUCUCUACAAACCUAUAUUCAAUCAUGUUUAAAACUGAAUGCGUUGAUAUCAAAACGGAACCGCUUGAUAAUGAAAGCGAUGAUGUGUCGAAUGCGUCGUAUAAAAGUUCGCAUUUGAACAACAAUGCGGAAGUAGCGGAAGUCAAGCAUAUCAAAUCUGUAAAUUACUUCUACCCGGAAAAUCAAGCUAAAUUACUCUUACAAAGUGACAAUACGUAUAAUGAGACAACCUAUGGAAACAUUGGUGGUUUAUAUCCGACGGCAAUGGCAACCGACUCGUUACACAACUUCGACAACGGACACGACGACGACGAUUCCAGCAACACGAGUCUUGACUUGCACGUGUGCCAGUCUGAUAACUGCGAAAAGUCUCUGCUGGGUAGAUUCAAACUAUCCACGUACGACGGCGGUUGCAGUACAGGGCGAAGACAGUGUUGCAACGUCAAGACGUCUCCGAAACUCUACAAGUGCCAACAUUGCAUUAGGGAAUUUCAUCAAAUUGCCAAUCUCAACAGCCAUUUGAAGUACACGCACAAAGCCGACUUUAACCGCUGCGACGAAAAACUCCGGAAUCCCGAAUCGUCCAUGAAGACUAGAGUCGGCAAUAAGUAUCAGUGCAACGUGUGUUCGAAACUAUUGUGUUCAGCCUAUGUACUCACCGAACACAUGCGACUACAUACGGGAGAAAAACCGUAUAAGUGUAAACUGUGUCCAAAGCAGUAUACUAAAUCGUCGACGCUGACCAAUCAUUUGAAAAUAGUACACCGUUUAAUCAAACGGAAUGUCGCCCAGUAUCAUCCGACUUGCAAAGAAAAAAUCUGAUGUCCAAAAACCCCGUGUUUAUAAUAUGGCUGUGUUUAUGUAUUUUUUGUUUCAAUCCUUAUUUCAUUCCCUUUGUUGUGUUUUAGCUCUUUCAAAAUAGGUAUUUUGAAAGAGGAAUAAAUUCGAGACAGCACUAAAAGGUAAAAGGUUGUCCUAUAUUCUGUCCUUUAUCUUCUUUUUCUAUGAACCAAUUCAUAUAUAUCAUUGUAUAAAUUAUUAUAUUAAAAUCAACUUAAUUUAA